GUGGACCAUAAAAGAUUUUCUGCUAUAUCAUUCCUUUUCUAUAAUACUUAGUGUUUAAAUUUGGAUUGAGUUCACAUAUAAUUAAGUGUAAGAGAAGUUAAAGAUUUUAAGAUGAACAUGAACAUGGAAGUAGAUGGGGAAGUGCGGAGGCACAAUAGCUUUACGAGCCCAAAUAUAUCUCGUGCACCGGUUGCAAAGAGAUUAGGAAGAGAACGAUGUCGAAGUUAUCACGCGCAAACACCUGAGGCUGAAAAAAAUCUAGCUCGAAAAAUUGCACCUAUGAGAAUUGUGCCUAAAAUGUCGUUUAGAGUGGUGCGUAGUUCUAAAUUUCGCCAUGUGUACGGGCAAGCCCUCAAGCGGGAGCAGUGUUACGAUAAUAUUAGGGUGUCCAAGAGUUCUUGGGACUCGACGUUCUGCGCCGUGAACCCCAAGUUCCUGGCCAUCAUCGUGGAGUCAGCGGGAGGCGGCGCCUUCAUCGUGCUGCCCCACAACAAGGUCGGCCGUAUCCCAGCAGAUCACCCACUGGUUGGAGGUCACAAAGGCCCAGUAUUGGACAUCGCCUGGUGCCCCCACAACGACAAUGUCAUCGCCAGUGGCUCUGAAGACUGCGUCGUCAAGGUAUGGCAAAUUCCCGAUGGCGGCCUAUCGCGGACGCUGACGGAGCCAGUGGUAGACUUGGUGUUUCACCAGAGGCGAGUCGGUCUCGUUCUGUGGCACCCGACAGCGCAGAACGUUCUGUUAACAGCUGGAUCUGACAAUCAGAUCGCGAUAUGGAACGUGGGUACCGGGGAAGUCCUGAUCACGUUGGAUUGCCACCCCGACCUCAUCUACUCGGCGUGUUGGAACUGGACCGGCAGCAAACUACUCACCACUUGCCGCGAUAAGAAAAUUCGCAUCAUCGACCCACGCAAGGGCGAGGUGGAGGCGGAGGCGAUAGCGCACGAGGGUAGUAAGGCUUCGCGCGCCAUCUUCCUAAAACAUGGACUGGUCUUUACAACCGGUUUCAGUCGCAUGUCCGAGCGGCAAUACUCGCUGCGCACCCCGGACGCGCUCGGCGAGCCCAUCGUGACGGUGGAGAUCGACACCAGCAACGGCGUCAUGUUCCCGCUCUACGACCCCGACACCAACCUCAUCUACCUCUGCGGCAAGGGCGACUCGGUCAUCCGGUACUUUGAGGUAACGCCUGAACCGCCGUUCGUGCACUACAUCAACACCUUCCAAACGCCAGACCCGCAAAGAGGUAUCGGCAUCAUGCCUAAACGUGGUUGCGAUGUCGCGACGUGUGAAAUUGCCAAAUUCUACAGGCUCAACAACUCGGGCCUGUGUCAGGUGGUAUCAAUGACCGUGCCCCGAAAAUCGGAGCUGUUCCAAGAGGACCUGUACCCCGACACGCUCAGCGAUGAGGCUUCUCUCACGGCCGACGAGUGGGCCGGCGGCGAGGACGCGGAGCCCUGCACCAUGUCGCUCAAGGAGCGUGCUCUUGUCGUACAGGGCGGCUACGUGUCGGGCCGCACCGCGACCCAACUCCACGUCACCAAGAAGGCCAACGCCCUCGCGGGUGCGAAGGAGAAGGAGCGAGACAAGGACAGGUCCCCGACGCCCGCGCACAAGAGGGACGACAGUCAGUGCGUCACGCCGGCCAGCGCGACGCCUCCGCCGGCUGUUACUGCCGUCAUUGAGAAACAGCUCUCCGACCUAAUGGACGAGAUCCGGAAACUGAAAUCCGUGAUAGUGAAACAAGAGAACCGCAUCAGAGCGCUCGAGGCCACCGUGAAGGAGGUCACCGUGAAGGCGCCCCCCUCCCCGCAGCCCUCCCCCCAACCCUCCCCGCAGCCCAACCACACCGAGAACAUGGCGCCCGAUGAGGUGUGAGCACGGCUGGGACAAACGAGGUCUGUUACAAAAGGUGUCGCUGGCUAAACAUAUUUGAUUGCUAUACAACAGGGAGACUUUUGUUAUGUGUAUUUUUUUAUAAAAUAAAAUUAAAAAUAUAAUAACAUUUUUGACGAGUUCGUUCAGAUUUUUAGGACGAUUUAGUUGAUAAAAAGGGAUGCCCUGUCCGGUACAGGCCUCGCUUUUUUUCUAUACCAACUGCUAGUGACAUCUCACGGAUUUCGGUAAUAAGUUUGAUAUCUGAUUUGUUGAAGUAACGUUCGUUUUUAUUUUACUAAAAUUAUAUUUGACAUUGUUUCGAUAACUAAAAAUAAAUACGAGGACGGUAUUUUUGGUGUUAGUUUGAUAGCAAUGCCAAGCGUUGGUGGAAACAUCUCAAACCUUACUGUCGUCCUGAAGAAAAUACAAUGUGUUUGUGCUAUAAUAAACGUUUUUAAAUAUUACUAGUAAUGAAAUAUGAUUAAUAAUAAUUAUUAUCUCUGUAUUUUUUAUUAAAAAUAACAGUCUCUGAUAAAUUAUCUAUGCAAUAAAUGUAUUUAAUCUUACAUACACAUUUUUGUGCAGUAAAGUUUAAAUAAAUAAUGUACUUUCUCUUUGGACGACAGGUGUGUGAUGUAAUUUCCAAUAUGCAAUAAAUUCGGUCAGGUAUUUAAAUAAUUUUACAAUUCAAUAUCGGUACCAUAACUUUGAUAAUUUGAUUUUACUUUGAUAAUUAUCAAUAAUUUAUGUCAUAAAUACAUAUAUUGUUUUGCCUAAACGACUCAAAUAAUAACGUUUUAGUCUGUUUUUAUCGGUUCCAUUUGACUUUUCGAAAUUAUUUGUAUACUUAACCGAAUCUAGUAUAUUUUUAUUUAUUAAAUAACAUUGUAAAUAUUAAGGUUAGCGAGUGAUACGCAAUAAUGUGCCUUAUUUACACUAUACAAAGUAGCCAUUUUGAUGACGUCACAAAAGUUAAAAAAAAGAACAAAUUGGUGAUGAUUUUUUUGCAUUUAGUGUUCCGUAGGUUUUACAAUUCGCCACUUUUGGCGCUAAGGCACUUCUAAAAAUCUAUAUUUCCCAAACCCUAUAAUUUUUCAAAUGUUUCAACUGACAACUGAUGAAUAUAUCUUAUUGUCCCAUCUAGGGUUUUAUGAUAUCUUUAUUCAACGUUUCAGUAUCAUUCACAUGUAUUUAGUUUUAUAAUAAUGUCGACAUUGCAUUAUGGACUUUAAAUUCUAGAUUUAAAGCUGUUUUACUUAACAUAGGCCUUGACAAAGUCUUAUGAAUCUUAUGAUAUGUUCUUAUAUAUUUUUGUAACUGUAUUUUGGACAAAAGGUUGAGAUAUCUUAAUGAUUAUUAAUAUAAAAAAAAACUUAUGAGCUUUUAAAUUACCUUUGUUACAAUGGUCUUAUUCGAAUAAUUUUUAAAUUUUACGUUCAUAUUGCAAUGUCGUCAAAAUCAGAGAUUGUCAAAGUAUUUGAAAUAAUUAGUUUAUUUAUUCGAUUUGUAUGCAAUUGCGUUUACUAAGAUUAUUCGUAACGUAAAGUAUGAUGACUUAUAAUUUAAAAAGUACCUAUAUGUAAUGAAUUAUCAAUAACUCCUACAAUAUAUUAUACUAUUUUGUAAAUUUAUUUAUGCAAGAAAUCACUGGUAGUAUUUAAAUUUGAACUGCGUUGUAGUAAAGUUAAACAUAUACUAGUUUUUAUUUUUUUCGUCCAUAUUUAAUUGUAAAAUAAUGUAUGUGUUCUUUCUUAUUUUACUAAGUGACCACGUUAUGGAUGUAACUUUUUCGUUCUUCUUUUCAUUAAUUUAUCAGUCAUCAUACCCGGCGUUUCUCGGUAUUUAGUGUUAAGAGUCCAGUAACUCGGUGCUUAUGUUCUAAACCCUAUUACUAAGGCGUUACGCUUCUAAUUUGCUGGCUCAAUGCAUUAUUAACUAUAACUAUUACUGCAUGUUAAUAAUACUCUUAGAAAUUUAAACUAUACAUAAAUGUCGGCAACACUCAAAAGCCAAACGAUCAGAAUAAAAAAAGAAAACGAAAAGAUUGUCAAUGGCAUGUAACUCGUUUGGUUGACAGUUUAAAUAUAUAAAAAGCUUUAUUUUGAACAAAAACAUUUUCUAAGAGUAUUGUUAAUAUGUUAUUCUAUUAUAAUACUAUUAUUCUUAUAAAUAAUCUAAGUUUGCUGUUUGUUUUAAUAACACUUAUUCUGGCGUCCGCCGUUUUUACUACUUUGACAGUUAUAAUCAGUCAUUUUUAUUGUGAUUUUGACAGUACUGAACCACUUUUGUUAACAUAAGGUGUAUUAUGAUUUAACAAUGAUACAUAUUACUAGUUGAUAUGUACUGGAUUGGUUCUGAUAGACUUAAGAAUUCUCAAUUAUUAAAUAAGUGAAACAUAGCAAAUUAAAACGCUUUUAAGGAAAGGAAUACUAAAACGCUCAUAGUCGCCAUCAGAUAUAUCAGAGCGGCCAAGACGCUCACAAAUAUCUGAACACGACACUAUUGUCAAGGCGUUAGAGUGCAUGUUCAGAUAUUUUUUAGCACCUCGGCCGCUCCGAUAUAUCUGAUGGCGACUGUACACCAAAAUAAUUUGAGAUCUGAAAUAGAUAACGCUAUACGCCGUUAAAGGGUUACUGUUAUAGUUAUUGGCCACUCUUAACAAUAAUACGUAUAUUGGCUUGUUUCUGUUUUAUUUCUAAGGAGUGGCCAAUUACUAUGUAGUGGCCAAUAACUAUAGGAGUCACCCUACGUUUUGUGGUGACUGGACUGUCAAACGAUAGCGCUAGUUACUUAAUGCUGUAAGGGAACGUACAGCACCGUCGACAUCAGCUGUCAAAAUUCCAUCUAAAAUAUUGAUAAUACGCGUAUUCCUGUCUUUAUUAUCCUAAUGUCUUCCUAUUUAUAGUACAACAUUAAAAAAUAUUGUCGUAUUUAUUCAGACUAGGAUACAUAUUAAAAAAAAAAAAGUAUCCUAGAGAUCUCUUUCAGAAAAACUAACCAAUCCAGCACAAUCACGAAUCACUCCAAUGAUAUCUAACAGUUCUUAUUGACAGCUAGUCAUGUCAUAAGCAACUGUCAUCUGACAGGUCCUGUCACUCGGCAGUAAGUAUUAUAGCGAAAUAGUAUUAUGAGGAUUUUCUUUUUUUUUCUAUUAAUUUAAGAUGGCGUAUAUUUUAGGAUUUAGAAGAUCAUGACAAGGCAAUGUAUGUGUUUUUUUUAUAAUUUGUAUGAUGCUUGUUUUUUUCAUUUUAUUUGAUGAUUUGUGUAAAUUAUUUCAUCUUUGUAUGGAGCUUUGUAUUUAUUGAAUUUUAUUUCGAUAAUUAACUGAUGUUAACUGUAAUUGUGACGUAACUCUGGAAACUAUUUGAUUUUCUUAAUGGAAAGAGACAGAGAUAGGAAUCACGCUAAUUUGUACGAAUAUUGUCUAUUAUUUAGUCUAUAUACAAGAUUAGCCAUACUUUACACCACGAAAUCGUGAAAAAAUUGUCUGUUGAAACAUUUCGGCUGCUGAUAUCUUGAUAUCGAUGUUUUAUACAUAUAGGAGAGCCAUUUUUUUUCGUGAUUUCGGGUUACUUUAAAUAAUAAAAGUUAUUCGAUAAAACUUUUAAAUUCACCUCGCAUAGUAUGGCUAAAGUUGAGAAAAAAAAAAACACUUUGUAUAAACUUCUAUUUCCGUAACCGUAAUAUGUAUAUUUUUUCGUCUCCACAAAUAAAACUACCAUUUAAACCUUACACUGUUUCUAAGUAAGUAUAAAACACCUAAAUACAUUGCAAACAAUAUCGAAUUCGCAAAACGGUGACAUGAGUUGCGUCGCUUUUGGAUAAUAACGUGUACAUUUGCCGCUGUUGACAUUUAAGUGGAGGGCCGAGCGAUAAGGGACCAUCGGUCUCCGUCGGUAUAUAAACUUCAUGUAGUAAAUGUAGCUAGGUUGAUUGUACUUUGUAAAUUACUGCGCCUCAUUCAAAUUACAUUAAGUUAUGAUAUACAGUAGCGGAAAAAAUGUACCUUACUGCUAUUUUUUGCAGGCAUUCAUUCGAGAAUUCGUAAAAUUAGUUAUCAAAGUGUGCCGCAAGAGAGGUAUGGGCACUGUGAAUGACAUCUCGCUUUUGUGGUAGGGCACUGCACAGCGGAUGUCAUUCCAGAUCUAGAGCAGAGCCCAACUGGGGAGGUACCUCCACCUUACAGAAAACCGCAGCCAAAUAACACUAGACCCUACUCAUAGUGUUGUGUUCCUGCCGGUGAGUAAGGUUGCCAGAGCUCGGGGGAGAGGAGUGUUAGGGUCGGCAACGCGCAUGUAACUCCUCUGGAGUUGCAGGCGUACAUAGGCUACGGAGACUGCUUAACAUCAGGCGGGCCGUAUGCUUGUUUGCCACCGACGUAAUAUAAAAAAAAAAUGAUAAUUAUCAAAGUAAAAUCAACCCACUAUCCGACCGUGACUGGUGUUCCCAUACCGAUUCGGCUGCUAUUUGGUGUUUUUUUUACCACCGCUUUAAGCUUUCCUACUAAAUAUAGUUGUUUAUAAUUAUGUCACAUAAUGGGAAACUAUGACUAAUUCGCCCAGGCUGGCUUGUGGUUAUAAAAAACAUAUUUUUGUUGAAAUAAAGAUAUAUGAACGGGCCUGAACUGUUGAAGCCUAAUGUAGGAGAAAAAUAAAUAAAAAAUAAGGUCACAAAAUUAAAUACUUGUAUUUUUUUAAGGGCACUGUCCCAUUGUGUGACUAUUAAAGAUUUUUUUUUAAUAAAUCGUGCAAUGAAAUCUGUGUACACAGCUGCUCAUCUUAUAUUAUUUUGUAAAUAUUUACUCCUUUUUUUAAAUUAGAAAAUGUGAUGUUACAAAAUGGAAAAUAGUAAAAUAUUUGAUACGCACAAUAAUGUAAGUGUUACCGGUGCCUUUAUUUUAUCGAGAGUUGAUAAAAAAAGGCCAAAUUCAUUAAAACUUAUGUAACUGUGUAUAUUGCACAUAAAAUAUCCUCAUGGAAAAGGUAUGAUUAUUAAUUAUAUCGAGAGCCUUUAUCUUUUGUCGACUCUCGACAAAACUAUUGCUAAAUAUAACAUUGUAUUAUGGUGCUUCCCGACCGUCAAAAAUGUUAACAAAUUUAAGGUUUAUAUAGCUCAAUUGUGCACUAAAUUUAUUUCAAAAUUCAUCUUAAAAGUGUAAGGCAAGAGUGUAAAUAAUUGAGGUUGGUGUAAAAUAUACCUUAUUUACUGAAAGUUAAGGUUGAAUUUAUGUUGACGGUCGGAUGGUAUUGGUGCUAGUGCCAAGUGUCAAAUGGGCGCGCGCCCUGUAGUUAGGCCUUGUUGUUGUGAAUACUCAUCAUGUUGCAAUUAUAAGAGUUGAGCAGAAAUAAAUGUCUAUUUUACUAUUUUCA
This is a messenger RNA of Cydia strobilella, 7241 nucleotides long. It is a transcript of the gene coro, whose product is annotated as coronin-1C-A. Gene Ontology annotation, biological process: actin filament organization. The transcript has 13 exons. NCBI's taxonomy places the organism in Eukaryota, Metazoa, Arthropoda, Insecta, Lepidoptera, Tortricidae. The record is from RefSeq and is a predicted model, not a curated record. The coding region runs from base 112 to 1872 and encodes 586 amino acids. Gene Ontology annotation, molecular function: actin filament binding.